Poeciliopsis prolifica (blackstripe livebearer) is the source of this 11731-nucleotide messenger RNA. Its product is annotated as trinucleotide repeat-containing gene 6A protein-like. Lineage: Eukaryota; Metazoa; Chordata; Actinopteri; Cyprinodontiformes; Poeciliidae. Gene Ontology annotation, biological process: positive regulation of nuclear-transcribed mRNA poly(A) tail shortening; miRNA-mediated post-transcriptional gene silencing. The transcript is spliced from 27 exons. The coding region runs from base 635 to 6127 and encodes 1830 amino acids. Gene Ontology annotation, molecular function: nucleic acid binding. The record is from RefSeq and is a predicted model, not a curated record. Gene Ontology annotation, cellular component: nucleoplasm; P-body.
AGACCGGUGAGGUAAACGCAGAUCUCAGAGGGGAAAGCCGAGCACAAGCGAAUGAAGAAAAUGGCGAUCACGCAGGAUGUAUGCUUACCCUCGUAGAUGCUGCAAACGCGUUGAAUUUCUUUAGCCUUACAGUCGGCUUUCCUUUCCACUCUGUUGCACUUUAUUCUUCAAAGAGAGAUUUGGAAUCGAAAGCUGUUGCCACCAAAGAAACUGAAGCAUCUUAACAGGGAACGCACCCAGAGAGGGAAGAACGGUGGAUGGAAGAGCGGGAGAGACGGAGAGUUUGAAAAGGAAGGAAUCCAGUGAGAUAAAGGACUGGACAGAAGUGCCAGAGCAUACCUGGUCAAGACAAAGACCUUAAUCACAACCACAGCCCUCUACACCCCUUCCCCAUCCAUACACACACCCACACACACAAAGUCCCUAGCAAUGCCAAGGGGGGCUGAUCAGCCUGCUGCCUGCUCUGACAAGCUCUGCCUCCUCACCCCACACCCUUGAGGCUGCGCUUAACCAAGCUUUGACCGCUGACCUCCCCGUUGUCGACCUGGGAACCAAAGGUCGCCUGUUCUCCGCCGAAGUCGGGGACGCCCUCCUGUCCAGCCAGGAGCUGCAGCCACCAGUGGCACUCAAAGGCAUGGCUCCCAUUCGGGAUUCCGUCAGCCAUUCCCCUAAUCAAACAGGUUUGGAGCAUCCUGGCUUGGAUUCCCAGUAUGAGCCUUCCUCCUGGUCCUCUGGCUCCCCGUGCAGCAGUGAUGGUAACAGCAACUGGAGCAAAGUCCUAGGUGACGGGAGUUCCGACAAAUCCAAUAACACCUGUUCACCCAGCUCCUCUGUCUGGCCUCCCUCCUCCUCUUCAUUUUCUUGCUCCUCAUCCUCCUCUGGCUGUGGUUCAGGGUCCGAUCCGGAGUUGGCAUCAGAAUGCAUGGAUGCAGAUUCUAACUCUUCAGUCGGUUCAGAGAAGAACCUCGGCCUUGCUGCAACUACAGUAAUGAUGAUGUCAGCCAACACUUCUUCCUCCGUGUCCUCAACAGCUUCUUCCCCCUCCUCCCUGACAUCCACCAUGAUGGUUGGGGUCGGCGUGAACGGAGACAGCAACAUUUGUCAGGUCGGAGGCAUCGGAACCUUAAGCAACGCAAAUAAUGAAAACAAUAUCACCGGAUCCUCACACUACUCCAUGGCUGGGUCCAGCAGUAUUGGCAGCAAUAAUAUGAGUAACCACAACAACAAGCUAUUUGGCAGCAGUGGUGUAUGGGGCUCCCAGUCAGGCAGCAACAUGAACACCAUCGGUGGAAGCAACUCUUAUAUAAAUGGAGGGUCAAACCCAAACAUUUUAAACCCAAAUGCCAACCACGGUGCCUGGCCACAGAAUCCAACCCCAAACCCGGUGUGCCAGGGCCAAAGGCCUCCACCGGCUCUGGGGAUGACUUCCAAACUGGGUGUGGUUCCUCACCAGGGGCCCUUAAUGGCCUGGGGGGGCAUGGCAGCUCCAGACAGCAGCAGUAUGAUGGAAGACACUGAGGUGAAUAAUGGUACAUCGAGCAGCAAGGUGUUAGGAGGCAGCAACAGUGGCAAUGGUGGUCUGUUGCCUGGCAACCUUAACACUGAACCCAAUGGACCAAAUAACACUAUCAUGACGAAUACUACUACUACUAACGCCACAGUGACCUCUAGUCCACCAGACUCUACCACCUCACCCCUGCUCAGCGGGGAGCGUACCUGGGGCUCCAUUGGAGGAGGAAAUGGGGGGCCGCUGGCCAAUGGAAGCCCCUCAUUAGCUUCCCAGCACCCUCAAGGAGAAUCAGGGGGUACUGGGGCUUUUGGUACGCCUUGGGGCGCAGCUACCUACCAUGUAGACAAAAGCCCCCUUAAUGUAGACACUGUGAACUCCCAGAACUCCUCUAUUGCUGCUUUUAAGAGUAAUAAUAACCACAAUAACACUGGGGCCCCACGGUCGGACCAAGGGCCCACCAACACCGUGAACCAGCCUCAAAGUAACUUGUCCUGGAGCAUUGGCCCUAAUCAAAUCCCAAGCUCUACAGGCCAAGCUCCUGGAAGUGGAAACCAAACUACUGUGGGCCCUCCAGUAGGGAUCCCUCGCCCGUGGGGGAGCAGCGCAUCCUCCUCUUCUUCGUCAUCGUCUUCUUCCACCUCAAACAGCAAAAUGUCAAACGGAGAAUGGGGAUCGGCGACGACUGGUAACAGUUCUGACGCAGGAAUUCAGAAAGGAAGUUCUACCAACAAUGGGUGGAAGAGCCUCGAGGAUGACGCUAUGGGUAUGGGAGGAGCAGGCGCUGGGAGUCAGGGCCUGGGAGGUGUCACUGGAAGCUGGGGCCGCUCCGGUGGAAGCGAAGGAAGUUGUGAAAGCGGCGGAGGUCGAUCCAGCUCAGACAGAGACUCUAAAGGAGGAAACCGCAGGAAAGGCAACAAUACCCCGUUGAUGACGCCAGCCAUAACCCGGGCCGAUGUGGACCCGAGGGUUCUUUCCAACACUGGAUGGGGACAAACGCCCAUACGGCAGAACACCGCUUGGGACGUCAAUUCUCCUAUGGUCAAUCAUGGUCCUAAAGGGGAUGAAAGAAAGCAGAGCAGUGGGGGUUCCAGUUGGGGCACAACAACAACGGCAGCUCCCUCCCAGACCUCUGGAGGUUGGGGGGUUGGGCCAAGCAGCUCAGGCCCUGAUAGUGGAGGCUCUGGCUGGGGUGAGCAGAAACAAUCAUCAGGUUGGGACAGUAAAGGAGGAGGUGGCUGGGAUGAUGGAUCCAGUUACAAGGGUGGUAACAGCAGCAACACCUGGAACAACAACGUUAAAGACGACAGGUCAAUGACAUGGACUAAUACACCCAAAGCGCAGCAGAGCUGGGGGUCCAACAGUGGAAACGGUAGUGAAGGAUGGGGUAGCGGUGUCGACAGCACCAGAACAGGAGUCAGCAACCACUGGGGGGAACCUCAGAAGGGCGCCGGCUCAGUGGGCUGGGACAGCGACAGUGACCGCUCCGGCUCCGGAUGUUGGAGCGAGCCAAGCCGGACCAGCAGCAACAGCACCUGGGUAGGCAGCGGAGGAUCGAAUACUCCUGACCAGAGCACUCCAAACCCCAGCUCCAACUGGGGAGACCCGGUCCACAAGCCCAACCAAGGCUGGGGUGAGCCAGGGAAGAACAACCAUGGAGCUCAGAACUGGGGGGAAGCCAACACUAAACCUUCUAAUGAAUGGAGUAAAGGUCCUGAAUCCAGCAUGUCCCGAGGCAACCAGGGUUCCAGCAAACCCACAGGCUGGCUUGGUGGCCCAAUGCCUGCUGUUGGCCAGAAGGAGAACGUUGCAACUGGGUGGGAGGAACCUUCUCCAGAGUCCAUCCGUCGGAGGAUGGAGAUCGAUGACGGAACUGCUGCCUGGGGAGAUCCUGGUAAGUACAGCGGAGGCGCUGUCAACAUGUGGAACAGGACCACUCAGUCGGAUCCGGAGCCCAUGGCCCCACCCUCUCAGAAUAAACCCCACCCAGCACACUGCUCAAUGCCGCCUGUGCAGCACGUCAACCAGGACAAAGCCUCCAUUUCAAGUUGGGGGGAGCCCUACUCUCAGCAGAAGGAGUCUUCCUCAUGGGGGGAACGUUCAGCUGGUCCACCUGUGACGGUGGACAACGGGACAUCUGCCUGGGGGAAGCCCAUGGACACCAGCGCUGGCUGGGACGAACCCAACAAGGACGUCAGAGAAUCUGGGUCAGGAUGGGGCAAUCAGCACAAGUCUGGUCCCAAGCCUAUGGAGACAUGGGGUAGUGAGGACGUGUCCAUGAGCAACAGCUGGGACCAGGAAGAGGAGGUUGAGAUUGGGAUGUGGACCAAUAACCAACAGGACAACCGGUCUCAUGACCAGAACACGUGGAACUACAAGCAAAAAGGCCCCAACAAGAUGAACAAACCAGUCAACAAACAAGACGAUCCUUGGAAACCUUUUAUCAACCAGUUCAACAGCAUGUCUUUCUCUAGAGACUCUCCUGAUGAGUCCAUGAAGCCAGGAUCAGGCAUGGGGACGGACAAACGUAUGGACAUGAACAGCCUGGGGGACUACAGCGGCGUCAUGGGGAAGAACACAGUUUCUCGACACCAGUAUCACAAGGACUCUGUCGUAGAUCGUCCUUACUUUGACAAGCUUUCCGCUUAUGAUAGCCCUGCUUCUGAUGAGCUCUCCUCCAAUCAAAGCAUGAGCCUUUCCCCUAGCAAUUCUGCUCAGCCUAUCCCCUGUUUCAACUCCGGGCCAUCCCCUUCCCACUCUAGUUCUGGGGCCGCUCCGCAGAAUGUAAAUCCCAUGUUGGGUGGCAGCAGCGUAGCACAGGGCCGAGGAGGCCCCCAGUCCCAACCCCCACCUCAACCCAAUCUUCGCAACCAAGUGCCUCCAACCAUCCUUCCCUCUCAGGUUCCUCCCUCUCUGCUGAAGUACCCAGGAGCCAACAGUGGUUUGAACCCUCUAUUUGGUCAGCAGGUGGCUGUGCUCAACCAACUCUCCCAGCUCAACCAGUUGACACAGCUCAACCAGAUCAGCCAGUUACAGCGUCUUCUCUUUCAGCAUCAGCAACAGCAAAAGGUUCAAAGCCAGAGGGCCAUGCUCGUGGGUCGUCAGACCGAACAGACACGUCCCAUUGGUUCGUCUCCAUCAAUGAUGCCGCCUCCACGGCAACACAAACCGUACCCCGACAGCUACUUGUCCCAAAACACCCCAGACCUGCAGAAGGACGCUUCCUCCAUCGGGUCCUUCAGCAACUUCUCCUUUGGCUUGAACUCUAACCAGAAUGUAACCCUGGACAUGGGUGUUGGGGGUGGAAGCAGCAGUGGCGGAGGAGCUGUGAAUUACAAAGACCUGCCCCAGUCCAGACUGAAGAAACUUUGGGCUGCUGACCCCCUGGAGCAGAACAGCAAACCUGGUGCUAUGUCGUCUGGACUCCGUCUGGACGACUCUCCUUUCUAUGAUUUUCUGUCUCCCGGCCCGUCUCCCCUGAGUCCUCCUGGUCAAUCAAUGGGCUCUGUGGGCGAUGGCUGGCCACCCCGUGCCAACUCCCCUCCUCCCCAUGGAAAUACUGUCACCUGGCCCCCAGAGUUCCGGCCCGGGGAGCCUUGGAAAGGUUACCCCAACAUCGACCCUGAGACUGACCCUUAUGUGACCCCUGGAAGUGUCAUCAACAACCUUUCCAUCAACACCGUCCGUGACACAGACCUCCUCAGGGACAGGAACAACGGGCCAUCCUCAUCACUGAACACCACGAUGCCUUCUAACAGUGCCUGGUCAUCCAUUCGUGCCUCCAGCCACAGCGGUUCCCUCACCAGUACAGCACAAAGCACUUCAGCUAGACCCAGUGAGUCAAAGUGGUCUCCUGGCGGCGGUUCUGUGUCCAACUCCUCUUUAGCCCAUGAGCUUUGGAAAGUCCCCCUGUCUCCUAAGCCGCUGCCAGUAGCAGCCCCCUCCAGACCACCGCCUGGCCUCACUAGCCAGAAGCCCAGCCCCGCCUCCUCCGGCUGGGACGGCUCUGCCCUGAGGCUGGGGGGCUGGAGCUCCUCCGAGUCCAGAUACACACCCGGCUCCAGUUGGGGUGACAGCAGCAGCAGCUCAGGGAGAACCCAGUGGCUUGUUCUGAAAAAUCUCACACCUCAGAUUGACGGCUCUACGCUGAGGACUCUGUGCAUGCAGCAUGGCCCUCUGAUCACAUUCCACCUCAACCUGCCACAUGGCAACGCCGUGGUUUGCUACAGCUCAAAGGAUGAAGCCGCCAAGGCCCAGAAGAGCCUGCACAUGUGUGUUUUGGGGAACACUACUAUACUGGCUGAGUUCGCCAGCGAGGAGGAAAUCAGCCGCUUCUUUGCACAAGGGCAGUCACUGGCCACGCCCUCCUCUGGCUGGCAGGCCAUGGGUUCCUCUCAAAGCCGAAUGGAUCAGUCUCACCCCUUCCCCAGCCGCACCUCUGAACCCAACCAGUGGAACAGCGGCGACCUGCACAGAUCCUCUCUGUGGGGCGGGCCCAACUACUCCAGUAGCCUGUGGGGGAACCCCAGCGCCACUGAGCCGGGGCGGAUCAGCAGCCCCUCUCCAAUCAGCUCCUUCCUCCCGGUGGACCACCUGACGGGGGGCGGGGACUCCAUGUGAAGCGCCAGACGGGGAGCCGGGAGACGGGUCAGUAGAGAAUAGUCAAUAAUCAGCUGAAGAAAACGGCAAGAAGAGUAGUUCUAAACGCAACCGCACUAGUUGGGACUCUUUCUCACUUACAAGAUAUUCAACAAAACGGGGGGCCGUGGUGUCUCCCCCUGUGGAAUACAAGUUACGUUUCUCUUUCUGCACAUAUGUCCACUUUGUUUUAGCCCAAAAACAUAUCAGUCGGAAUACUUGAAUCAUGCAGGCCAAUUCUAUAAUGUGAACGGAUGGAUAUUUGCUUCCAGGUAGUGCUCUUUCAGACCGAAAAAAGCUUCAGUCAAGUUCAUUAUUAUUAUUAUUAUUAUAUAUUUUGUUUCAUUCGUCAUGUCAUUUGAAUUCCAAUUCUUUUAUUUUCAACAUUUUUUUUUCUUCUUUUUUUUUGGCGUUUUGUUUGACAAUGUUGGAGUAUGAGCUUUUUUAACUUUGCACUGAAUGUGGUUUUUUUCUCAGUAUAUAUAUAAUCUGCAAUAUAGAGGGAGCAGCCAGUUUUUUCCAGUGUAGCUGUUUACUCAUUGAGGUCCUUAUUGUACGUGUGUGCGCGAGUACUUUGUGUGUAUGUGAUUGCAUUGUGAAUGAGUAUAUGUGCGCUCCUCUCUGCCUUGGCACGCCUACCUUACUGGUUGUUGUGGAGUUCAAGAUCAACAGAUAAGUUCAAGAAUAAAGCCUGACUUAGGAUGAUUAUCUGGUGAUAGAAAGAAAGGAAUAAAAAAAAUAGAAAAGAAUAAGUGACAUUUAAAAGUAUUGCACCAAUUUUUGUUUUAAAACUAAAGAAAGUUGAGCUCUGCAGUGCAAAGGACUGUAGCCGCAGCUGGGACUAGCAAGCCUCUCCCGCGCUGAGAAAGUGGGCGGGGCCUAUCUAGCAAGCCCUCCCGGUCGCCCCCUAGCGGGGCGGGGAGGGAACAGCACUUUCAGAAUAGGCUUUCAAUGUUUUUUUUUUUUGGAGGUGCCACACUGCAACCUCUUGUUUACAAGACUUAGGAGGCAGAACGUGUGUCCAUUCUUCAUUUUAAAGAGAAGAUAAACUAAAAUAAAAGUUAAAACAAAAAAAAUUAAAAACUGAAAAAAAGUAUAUAUAAAAAUUAUAAAAAGAAACAGAAAAAAACAAACAAAAAAACAAUUGAGGAUGAAGACGAUGCGUUGUAACUCUGGGAAUUCGGAUCAGUGUUUUUUUUUUUUUUUUUUUCUGGCCAUGGUGUUGGUUAUUUAAAAUAUUCCUCUUCUUGUCUGCUAAAUAACCAGCAAUGGUUCUCAGGAAAUUAAGCCAGUUUCUCCCUCGCCCCUUGUAGUUGAAUUUAAAAACAAAAACAAACAAAAAAAAACUACUACUACUCCUCGUAGGAAAGGAAAAUCCAACAUCUAGCACUGAAAACUAUGUAAAGGUCUUUUUUUUUUCCUUCUAAUUUUUUUUUUCCUCUGCCAAAUAACUGCUUUAAGGCUGGAGAAGCUCACACACUGCUUUCAAGAUGCUUUUUUUUUUUGAGGGAGGAGGAGCGUUCCCGAUAAAGACGGUGGGAAGGACGGAGGAGGGACUGUACAUCAUCCCAGCGCUCCCUCUCUUCCUCCAUCCCUCCCUCCUCGUCCUCCACUCCAUUGUUGUAGAAACUUUGGGGACUGUUUUUAAUGUGAGUGUAAAAUGUCUCGUCACUUAUAGUAAUAAUAAAAUGUAAAAAAAACCAAGAGAAAAGGCGAAAUCUGUAUCUAUGCAUACUGUAGCCUCUCGUAUUCACAAGGCCUGCCGAGAGGAUUUUUUUUUUUCAUUUUUGUUCCCCGUCUCUCUCAAAAAACAAAGUUUGAAAUGUUUCAUUAAGUACGACUACAUGCGUUUUUGUUUAUUUUUUGUUGUUGUUGUUUUGUUCUGUCGCUUAUAAUCAUUGCCACAACUGUGUUUUGAAAAGGUAUAUAACAACAAAAAGAGUUAAAAAAAAUAUUUGGUUGAAGAUAUUUUAACAGUGCAAAAGUCGUCCACAUUUCAUUGCCUUGAUCCUAAAUGUGUCCGAAGAUGCAACAAGUCAAGUGGCUUCUACCUGUUUACAAAUAGAAUAUGAUUGUAUUGUUGUACUGUUUUUAUUUUCUUUCUUUCUUUCUUUCUUUUUUUUUUUUUUUGGUUUGUUGGUUUUCUCUUCCCAUCCUCUGGGUCUGGGAAGGGUGGGGUACUCAUCUGAAGUCUCUGACGUCAUGAAUUUGUGUGUGUGUGUGUGUGUGUGAGAAAGCUAGAGAACAGUGUGAAUGUAACUGUUGGAUUUCAAAAGAAAUACCUGCGUGAACAUUAAAUUUACCUAUACACCAGUGAUUGUUGAGUUACUAUGAUGCACAAUUUUUAGCGCGACAAGGCGAAAAGCUUCAGAGCACGUUGGACGAGAGAUCAGCAUUAGCGAAGCCAUGGACCUUAAUUUUCUUUCACCGUGUUAUUUUCACUUUUCUCUUCCCGUGUUCAGCCUGCUAGGCGUGUGUGUUGGCGCGCACACAUUAACAUCCCCCCUCCAACACCGAUACAGAGUUUUUAUUUCAGGAGUUCUACAAACUUUUCGGCUUUAGUUGUGUGUUUUUUUUUUUUUUUUGUUAAGUUUCACCGUGAAUAUUUACAAUAAACGACUCUAAGGCGUAUGUAGUGAAUAAACCUCAAGUAUUAGCCAGACUUGACAGUGGUGUGUGCCAGUAUUGAAUGCUCUCUACCAAAUAAUUCAAUCAAACAAAAAAAAAGGAUUAGUUUACUUAAUUCCACAUCUCUUUGCUUAAACUAUAAAUAUAUAUAUAUAAAUAUAUAUCUUAUUUGUGUUUUUGUCUUGUUGAAGUUAUCAAAUGGAACAUCAGAACUGUGUUUUUAGGGGUUUUUUUUCUUUGAUUUUCUUUAACUUGAGUUGACAGAAUGAACUGAGGAGCCUUGGAUUUUGCACUUGGGCGGAUUGGAGGAAACACCGGAGUCGGGUCAGGGUCGUACGGGCGGGGCGAGGAUUUUGUUUAGCGACAGGGUAACUAUUGUGUGUCGUGAGCUGCGGUGCUUAGGUUUUGUUUUUGUUUUUUGUUUUUGUUUUUUUCCUCGCCUCGUAUUGUAGCGGAAACGGUUUAAAAAAAAAAAAAGACUCAUGCUUUUCAGGCUCCGAUUUGACCCAUUCGGCAUCUUCAGCCAUGUCGCCACCGCAUGGGACAGACCAGGAACUGCAGCUGCUGCUGCUGGUUUGUUGUUUUUGGGGCGGGGGGUUAAGAAGCAGGGGGGAUGCUCUGACCAGGCCUUGCGAUUUUGGCGGGAGAUUCUCAUGACUGAAAAUAGCUGUUUUAUUUUGUUUGUUGUUUUUUUUUGUAGCCCCUUUGUGACUCAGGCAAGAGGAUGUGACUUAUAAGGCUAGUUUUCAGGGACACACAGGGUUCCGCUCGCUUCCUUGCUGGCUUAUCUUGAAUCGUCUCUCCCGCAUCCAAACCCUAACCUCAAUUACAGGGGAGAAGAUCCAAAAGAAAAGAAAAAGAAACUGACGUGAGAAUAUGGAACAAGUCGACCACAAUCUGUCCAUAUUCCCUUUCUGCUCGUUUAAAAGGACUUUGUUCAUUCUGAUUUAUUUGGGGGGGUGCGGGGGGUCAUUUUCUUUUUAGCGAUGCAUUUUCCUGCGCUGAUGUAAAGGUGGUUUUGUCCUGCUUUAGUAUCCUUACCUUAAACGUUAGUGGGACGAUCACUGAGCUCUGAGCAGCCCCGGAGGUGGCAUCGCUAGCGCUGUUAGAGAAGGGACAAGCAACGUCUGUAAAACGCCUCUCAGUAAUAAUAUUGUUUUUUUUUGGGGGGGGGGGGGGGUCUUUUUUUUGUUCCCAGCAGAAUUGUGCUAUCUUUCUGUCUUGUUCAAUCUACUGUUGGUGUGUGUGUGUGUGUGUGUGUGUGUGUGUGUGUGUGUGUGUGUGUGUGUGUGUGUGUGAGAGAGAGAGAGAGAGAGAGAGAGAGAGAGAGAGUGAACUUAUGCCAAAUCGAGGAGGGAGGGUCGUUAGGGAAGGAAAGGGAUUGGAAUUUUUUUUUUUUUCUUUUUUUUUUAAAGCUGUAUGUGUGCAUAUGUGUAUUUAAAAAGCUGGACAAUGUUAAAUGCUUGAAGAAAAAAAAAUACAUUUGCAAAAAGAUGACAUGAGGAAAACCACCAUGAGCAAUGUACAAUCCCCAAAAAGCUGCCAAGCAGCUUGACGACAGGAAAGAAGGAAAGAGAUUGGCAGGAGAGGAGGGAGGGUCGCUGGUGAUACUCUACUACUUUUUUUUUACAUAUAUAUAUAUUUAAAGUACAAAUAAUGUGACUUGUGUUUUUUUCUCUUAACUAUCCUGUGACUAAAAUGCUAUAUAAUAUCAUAACACACACCCAACGGCUCCUACGGUCGAUCAAAAGUGCUAAGGCUUUUUUUUUUUAAAGAAAAUCAAAAACUGUGAGAAUCUGCUGUCUUUUGUUUUCCACUUAGUAUGACCACACAUGUACAAACCCUGAAAAGCUUUAGUCUAACCAGCACAAAGAUGUGGGUCGGGGGUGGGUGGGAUUUUUUACUUUUUUUUUUUUUUUAUUUUCCCCCUUUUCUUUCUCGGGGUCGGGUGUUUCUCAGAGACUAUGCAGUGGAGUAUUGAACCCAGGCUUCCACGUCCACCUUGGGUUUUCUGUUCUCUUAAAUUAUAUGGAAAAAAAAAUCCCUUUGUAGAAACGAAGCUUGAGAUGGGAUUCCCAAUAACGUUCCUUAAACAUGUGCCAUCUUUGAAUUGUAAUGCUUCUAAUAAUCUUUAAAAAAAGAAAACACACACACAAAAAAAACCCUGAUGAACCUUUAUUACCUAGCAGGGCCAGUUGUAGCAGGAGAGGACAGGUUAAGAUUUGCAAAGUCCAUUUAUUUUCCCAGCUUGGCCGGUGAAACUGCAAAUUUUACACAACUACAAUGUUUUUUAUAGAGAUUCUAUCAGUCCACAGUGUGUAGUUGGCUCACCUUCAAACCUAUUAUGCACAUUGCUUUGGGGAGACUGUUGAAACUAUACAUUAUAUAUAAAUAUGAGAAUAUAAGCGUAAUGUCUAUAAUCAUUGAGAGGAUGCCGGUCCUUUCCAGCAAACAGAACAGGAAGUACCUUUUGCUUUCAUUUUCCAAAUGUCUUCCUCAGCUCAAAGGAUUUUAUCUUAACUUCUGUGGAAUCUGCACUUUUUGAAGGACAAUCUUUAUUUGUAUGGGUAUAAAUUGACAAAAAAAAAAAACAUUUUUAAAAAAAUGUAAAAAAUGAAGUCGCCUGAUAUUACAUGGUAUAGAAAACCAACUCCAGUGUGCUCUAAUAAUGAAUGUCUCCUCUGAUGCUGUCUAUAUGUUUGGGUUCAUUUAAUCUUUUUAUCCUUUUUUUUUUUGUUGCUUGGUUUGUUCUGUAUUUUUUUUUCCCUCUUUAAUUUUCUGGAUUUUAGUACUCUUAGGAGAAUCUGUAUUAAGGUGUAGAGUAGUAGUUAGUAGGUCUUCUGUUGGCUGUACUCGUAUUACUGAUUACUGUUUGUAACCCUCUGGCUCCUGCAGCCAGCAUACAAAGCUGUAUAACUUGGGUACAACCCUCAAUAAAAGACUAACAGUGACAAAACG